CUCACUAGUUUCCACUCACACAACUCAAACAAAAGCCUUAGAAUUCCUCAGAGUGAGUGCCACUCUAAUUAACUUAGUUUCAUACAACUUAACAUAUAUAGUUCACCUAAAUCUGUUUUCUAUUCUAGACUUUGAUAUCAAGAUGAAGCCAGCAUUUGUAGCUAUGCUUCUUGUGUGUCUUAUCCUUUGCUCAUCUAUGUUUGAAAUGUCCAUGGCAGCUGGUUAUGAUUCAAGACGUUUCUGUUCCUCCAAAUGUGGGCAGAGGUGCUCUAGAGCUGGGAUGAAAGACAGAUGUUUGAAGUUUUGUGGAAUAUGUUGUGGCAAGUGUAAGUGUGUGCCAUCAGGAACAUAUGGUAACAAACAUGAGUGUCCUUGCUAUAGAGACAUGAAGAACUCAAAGGGAAAGCCAAAAUGCCCUUAAAUUAAUUUCUAGCUACUCCAUCUAUAUUCCACUAUAUUGGCCUGCAUGUAUGAUGUUUAUAUCUCCAUCUUAAGAGAUAUUAUAUACUCUUCCAAGCUAGCUGAUUAAUCUUUAUAUGUGUCAUGUUUUCGAAGAUAAUUUUGGUCAUGGUAUGUGAUCAUGAGAAAUGAAUAAACCAGGGUCCUCUGUGUAUGCCCUUCUAUGUAUAAUGUAUUGUGUUAUCUGUUUGUAAUGUAAAUUUUAAUUUCUUAA
This is a messenger RNA of Trifolium pratense (red clover), 673 nucleotides long. RefSeq names its product peamaclein-like. NCBI's taxonomy places the organism in Eukaryota, Viridiplantae, Streptophyta, Magnoliopsida, Fabales, Fabaceae. The record is from RefSeq and is a predicted model, not a curated record. The transcript is spliced from 2 exons. Bases 143 to 421 code for a protein of 92 amino acids.